This is a messenger RNA of Naegleria fowleri, 384 nucleotides long. RefSeq lists its product as uncharacterized. Lineage: Eukaryota; Heterolobosea; Eutetramitea; Acrasida; Naegleriidae. Bases 1 to 384 code for a protein of 127 amino acids. The record is from RefSeq and is a predicted model, not a curated record. The transcript has a single exon.
AUGGAUAAGAGAGUUAUUCAACAAGCAGUCUAUGAAUUGGGAGAUGUCAAAGAUCAUGUACUGAUUACCACGAACGUCGCGCCAAAUAAGAAUUGUUACAAUUUUCCAACAUUCCAAGGAACACAAGAAUUCUCUUCUCAUUGCAUUGUUUCGAGUUCUGACGAUGAAUCGAAAUGUAAGAAAUGGAGAAUCUAUGAGGAAGCUUGUGAAGUGAUGCUGAUUGAGAAGGACUAUGUACGUGCGUUACAAUUGUUUGACAAGUAUUUGAUGGAAGUGGAUGAUGGAACAAGUGCUUCAAAGGAUUUACCCACUCUUCAAUGGAUGGAGCAAUGUAAGAAGAAUAUUCUCGGUAGCAGCACUUGCACAGACACCACCAUCCAAUGA